CAAAGUCAUGAUGGUCAUGGUACAGCUGGUUUACUUUAGUAAAAGUAGAAUUUUUUAAUGAGAAAAAUGCUGGCGAUGUAAUUUGAUACAAAUACCAAAUGUGGAAGUGUAUAAAAAAUAAUUUAAAGGCUGUCAUUUACGAAAGCUAACAAUUAACCUAAAAGUGUAAAUUUAAUUGUAUAAAUAAACAUUUGAAUUCAAACAAGUUAACAGCAGACAAAAUGCAAAAUCCAAAUGAAGAUACCGAGUGGAAUGACAUCCUCAGGUCGAAGGGAAUUAUCCCAGAGAAACCAAAAGAGAAGGAAAUUACUGAAGACCAGAUUAUUAAUCUGCUAGAAAAUACAAUCGAUCAAAGAACUGGUCGUGAAGUUACUAAGUUGGAUGACAAGAGUCUUGAUGAACUAGACGAGCUCGAAGACGAGGAAGAUGAAAAAGUUAUUGAGGAGUACCGACGAAAGAGGUUAGCUGAGAUGAAAGCACUGGUGUCUGAAUCAAAGUAUGGAGAAGUUAAGGAAAUAUCUGCUCAGGAUUAUGUCGCAGAAGUUAAUAAUGCUGGUGAGGACGUCUGGGUCGUCCUUCAUUUAUACAAAUCUGGGAUUCCACUGUGUACUUUGAUAAAUCAAUACUUGACAUCUUUAGCUAGAAAGUUUCCAGCAACUAAAUUUUUAAAAAGUAUCUCUACCACUUGUAUUCCUAACUGGCCUGAUAAAAAUUUACCUACGAUAUUUAUUUAUCAUAAUGGAGACAUGGUCAAACAAAUAAUCGGUCCGAUUGAACUCAGAGGAAUGAAACUGACAGAACCAGAAUUGGAAUGGAUGUUAGGUGAAGCCGUCCCGAGUAAAAUAAAAGAGGAUCCAAAGCCGAAAGUCCGCGAUGUACUUUUUUCAAAUUUACGUAUCAAUGCCGAUAAUACCAAUGAUUGGUGAUACAUUAAUUAAUAAAUAAAUUAAUUAACUUUAAUUAAAUUAAAUAAAUAAAUAAUUUAUUUAAAUAAACACUAACAUUUAUAAAUUUAUAUUUACCUGAAUUUUUAAAAAAUAAUUGAUAUUUUUUACUUGAUGUAUUAACGUUAAACAUUUUAUUUCAUUAAUUAAUAAAUUAAAAGUUUUAAUUACUUAA
This is a messenger RNA of Microplitis demolitor, 1119 nucleotides long. RefSeq names its product viral IAP-associated factor homolog (gene viaf). The record is from RefSeq and is a predicted model, not a curated record. Gene Ontology annotation, biological process: protein folding. Bases 222 to 926 code for a protein of 234 amino acids. The transcript has 5 exons. Gene Ontology annotation, cellular component: cytoplasm. Lineage: Eukaryota; Metazoa; Arthropoda; Insecta; Hymenoptera; Braconidae.